Durusdinium trenchii is the source of this 1374-nucleotide messenger RNA. NCBI's taxonomy places the organism in Eukaryota, Dinophyceae, Suessiales, Symbiodiniaceae. The record is from the annotation of a GenBank genome assembly.
AUGUCACAGGAGUUGGCAGAAUCAGUGAGGCCAAAGACGCCGCCAGUCUCAUCAGAGGGAGCCAAGAGCAAAGGGGCGUCUUCGGGAUUGGUAGGCGACGAGAAGGUGACCAGCGAAGUGGUUCUCCGCAUAUCCGCUACAGAUCGUGGAGACCUGACCAAGCGGGUGCAGGAAGUCAAGCCAGGUACGGCAUACUUCAUGAAGAAAAAGCCGUCGCAAGAGACUCGCUACACCUCUCAAAUUCGCUCGGUGAUGCGGCCGUCGGCAAGUGUUGCCCCGUCUACAGACUCGAUUUCGGAGAUUCAAGCCCCGAGCUCAGUUCCAGAUCCAGCUCCUGUUGUUCGCGAGCCAGCUCAGUUGACGGAAGAGAAUUUGAGAAUCCUGGAAGAGGAAGUACAGGCAAAAACGGAGGAAGUUCGACGAUUGCUUCCAAUCGGACAAGGUGUUCUUUUGGGCAAGGCUUUGGAAAAGUCCAAGGAGAAGGCACCUGUGAGGGCAAAGUCCAGGCCGAUUGGUCCACAUCCACCUCCGGGACCUCCAUCAGGAUGGAGGCCACCUCCAAAGGAAAGUUUGGGACCGAAUCAGACGCCUUUGACUCCAAUGUCCACCGAAGCGAAAGGGAUACCGACAUCGGCAGUACCAGUCAACAAGCCAAAGGCCAAGAGCCGUCCUCUGACAGAGGAACAAAAGGCAAUCGCCGAGGAGAACCUUGCGCAGAAGGCUUCCGACAUGAUCCGAGAGGUCGACAAGGCCAAGCUCGCAGAAGCAAAGCGAGCGACAGCGGAAUUCAAGAGUGCAAGAGCGGCAGAGAAGAGGGCCAUCGAUACUCUCAACUCGGAAGAAGAGGCUGCAGAGAAAUACAGGCGCAUACAAGAGGCUCGGAUCAAAAAGAAACAAGAGUCCACCGCAUCAGCCUCAGGUGUGAAGAAGAGUGUGAAACCGGGCUAUCUGGAACAUUUGACAGAAGAUCAGUUUCGUACCGAACUUUCCUCAGAGAGAGAAGCUCAGGAGGAAGAAGAACGGAGGAAAGCGAGGGAGCAGGCUCGUACCGAGUUGGAGAAGGAGCGUCACGAGAAGCUGCGAAAGCAGCAAGAAGAAUCAGAAAAGAAGAAGCAGGAACUUCUUCGAUGGAAGACCGAAGAGCAGGACAGGGAGAACUUGGCGAGAGCGAAAAGAGUGUCCUUGCAGCCGGCGUCAGCAUCGGUGUCUCCGAUCACCGCUCCAGGGGAUGUUCCGAUCCCUGGCGCACCGCCGGAGGCAUUCCAAGAACCGAUCAGCGAAGAAGAGGCAAGCUAUCGCAAAGAGUUGAGCGAGCGUCUUGCCAAACUGUCGGACGAGGUGCCCGAGUCCGAGAAGAAGCGUCCCAAGAAGUAG